Messenger RNA from Topomyia yanbarensis, 1617 nucleotides. RefSeq names its product glutamyl-tRNA(Gln) amidotransferase subunit A, mitochondrial (gene GatA). The transcript has 3 exons. Gene Ontology annotation, biological process: mitochondrial translation; glutaminyl-tRNAGln biosynthesis via transamidation. The coding region runs from base 98 to 1579 and encodes 493 amino acids. The record is from RefSeq and is a predicted model, not a curated record. Gene Ontology annotation, cellular component: mitochondrion; glutamyl-tRNA(Gln) amidotransferase complex. Gene Ontology annotation, molecular function: glutaminyl-tRNA synthase (glutamine-hydrolyzing) activity. NCBI's taxonomy places the organism in Eukaryota, Metazoa, Arthropoda, Insecta, Diptera, Culicidae.
ACGCAAUUUGACGUUAGGUGUAUUGUUGUUUUGGUUAUUUUUUCUAGGACAUUUUUACAUGUUUUAAGUAAAAGGAACCUUACUAUCGAUAUUUAAGAUGAAUCGCCGGUUACCCGUAAAAUUGAGAGAGCUUUCAGAGUGUUUUCGAACCAAAUCGCUGGAUCCUUUCUCGGUAGUCGAGCAAUGCUUUGCCCUGGCGGAGCAACGUAAAGAUUUGAACGCUUUCGUUCGCUUGUCCACAUCCCAAGCCCGACAUCAGGCAAAACAAUCCGCUCAGCGUUAUCGUGAUGGAAAACCUCUUGGUGCUCUAGACGGUGCUCCGAUUGCUAUGAAGGACAAUUUUUGCACCAAAAACGUUCACACAACCUGUGGUUCGCGUAUGUUGGAAAACUUCGUACCCACUUACAGUGCAACGGUCUACGAACGACUGGAGUGCCAAGGGGCACUGUUAGUUGGAAAGACAAACAUGGACCAAUUUGGAAUGGGGUCCGGAACAGUGGACUCAAUUUUUGGGCCGACGAAAAAUUGUUGGAGCGAGAAUUUACAGAAAGAUGAAUUCAGAAUCGCCGGAGGUAGUUCUGGUGGAUCGGCAGUAGCGGUAGCUUCGGGGAUCUGCUUUGCGGCACUUGGAUCCGAUACCGGUGGCUCGACUCGUAAUCCUGCCUCCUAUUGUGGAGUUGUUGGUUUUAAAUCAACUUACGGACUGAUCUCGAGGCACGGACUGAUUCCUCUGGUGAAUUCUAUGGAUGUACCAGGUAUAAUUACCAAAAAUGUCGACGAUUGCAUUGUGGUCUUCAACGCAAUUGCAGGGCCAGAUGAUCGAGAUUCUACAACGAUUAAGGUUCCCUUCAAUGCUAUUAACGUUCCAAAAUUAGAUCGAAUCUCGCUCAAAGGUUUGAAAGUAGGAAUUCCAAUAGAAUAUCAUUGUGAAGGUUUGUCUGACGAGGUUCUUAAAGCCUGGACAGAUGUAGCCGAUAUGCUUGAGGAGGCAGGGGCCAUAGUUGAAACGGUUUCACUUCCGUACACAUCUGCUUCAAUAUUCGUGUACUCCAUUUUGAAUCAGUGUGAAAUCAGCAGCAAUAUGGCUCGAUAUGAUGGAAUACAGUAUGGCCACCGGUCGGACGAAGACUCGAGUACGGAGCAAUUGUAUGCGAGAUCGCGAGCGGAAGGAUUUAAUAGUGUCGUUAAGAAUCGAAUUUUAGCUGGUAACUACUUUCUGUUACGCAAUAACUAUGACAAAUAUUUCCUGAAGGCACUAAAAGUUCGACGAUUGAUUGCAAACGAUUUCGAUCAAGUUUUUCGAAAGGUGGAUGUUUUGUUAACUCCUACCACGCUGAGUGCUGCUCCACGAUACAAAGAUUUCACUAGAAGUAACAACAGAGAUCAGUGCGCUGUGCAGGAUUUUUGUACACAACCUGCUAACAUGGGAGGAAUUCCGGCAUUAUCUGUACCAAUUAGGCUAUCGGAGGAGCAAUUGCCAAUUAGCUUGCAGCUUAUGGGACCUAAUUUUUCGGAGCAAAGACUGUUCGAGGUUGCAAAGUGGAUUGAAGCGAAUGUGCAGUUUGAUAAGUAUUGUUAACCCAAAUAAACUAGUCACAGAUUAUGUUUAAAGAAAAA